Molecule: messenger RNA, 686 nt
Organism: Schistosoma margrebowiei
Lineage: Eukaryota; Metazoa; Platyhelminthes; Trematoda; Strigeidida; Schistosomatidae
Source: the annotation of a GenBank genome assembly
GCGUCUAUGGAGCUAGGCGAUCCACAACUAAACAACGGAAAUGAUGAUGUGCCUGAAGAGUCAUUUGUUGGAUCACAAGAACCAUUGUCGGAUUUCGAUAUUGUUGUUGGACAUUUAGAGGAGAUAAUGAUGAGUGAUCACUUUCAAACUAUUCAAGAUACAUUUAUGAAUGAAAAUUACAAUGAAUUUGAUGAAAAUGAAGAGAAUAAAUUUUGUUAUACAGAAAUUCAUGAAAAAUAUAUUGAUACAGUUGAAAAAGUAUUAGAAGAGCAAUUAUGUCAAAGAAUACCUCAUUUCUCAAUGCGUUCAUUUAUAGAUAAAUUAGCUUCCAACUAUAGUUCAUUAGAUGGUGAAGUAUUUGAAAUGUUGUAUACAUUCACUGAUUUUUUAGCAUUCAAAGAAAUGAUGAUUGAUUACAAGAAGGCUAAAACUGGACAAAUUGUUCAUUUGGAAUUAACUAAUUCUUAUCCUAAUUAUAAUCAUCUAUCGAUCAUAAUGAAUGAUACAAUGGAUCAUUCAUUACAAUAUAGAUCUAAUAGUACAAUUAGAAACUCUUGUUCUUCAAUGAUAAACUAUACGAAUGGAAAGAAUGAAAUUGAUCAUUAAAUUUUAAAACAAAAAAUUUACUUAUCUGUGAAAUGAAUUACAUCAUAUUCAUGAAAUUGAUUGCAUUUGUUAAUAAAUUC